AUGGUCGAGCAGGACGCCCCCUAUGAUCCCUACAUCCCCAGCGGCCAGCAAGGAGGCCAAGGGCAGCAGCAAGGUGGAGGAAACUCGAGGACGCAGGCUCUUCAGGCUCAAAUCGACGACACCGUCGAUGUGAUGCGCGAGAACAUCAACAAGGUCUCGCAGCGAGGUGAACGCCUCGAUGCUCUCCAGGAUAAGACCGACAACCUUGCCGUCUCGGCGCAGGGCUUCAGGCGCGGCGCGAACCGUGUCCGGAAGCAAAUGUGGUGGAAGGAUAUGAAGAUGCGAAUGUGCAUCGGUAUUGGCAUCAUCAUCCUUAUUGUCAUUAUCGUCGUACCAGCGGUCGUCACAUCUCAGAACAAAUAA
Molecule: messenger RNA, 363 nt
Organism: Scedosporium apiospermum
Lineage: Eukaryota; Fungi; Ascomycota; Sordariomycetes; Microascales; Microascaceae
Exons: 3
Coding region: 1-363 (120 amino acids)
Biological process (GO): vesicle fusion; vesicle-mediated transport
Cellular component (GO): SNARE complex; plasma membrane
Molecular function (GO): SNAP receptor activity; syntaxin binding
Source: RefSeq, a predicted model, not a curated record